Molecule: messenger RNA, 1575 nt
Organism: Tripterygium wilfordii
Lineage: Eukaryota; Viridiplantae; Streptophyta; Magnoliopsida; Celastrales; Celastraceae
Exons: 15
Coding region: 257-1459 (400 amino acids)
Source: RefSeq, a predicted model, not a curated record
UCCAAAUCCAAAUCCUUCCACAAUGAAAGCGAGGAGGCGAAAGCCGCGAAGCUCGAUAUAUUAAAAAAAGUUGUAGCAGGCACUCACGCAAAACAAGCCCAAGCGUUAUAAAAUUGGCGAAACAAUUGACCUUCUCGUCUCGUGGUUUUUCUUUUGCGGUUUGAAGUAACUUAAAGAAGGCGUUUCCUUCCUCUCUGCACUUGCUUGUUUUUUAUAGCACUCUGUAUCUGCUUCGGCAUGGAAAUCGAAGUCGAAGAUGUCAACGUCUGUGGAAUCUAUGAAAAGGAGAUCAUGUGCUCAACACAUCCUCCCCAAGUUGCUUUUGCUCUCUGUAGUUUUCUUUGUUGGUAGCACAUUCGUACUAACAGACUGUAAACAGAAAUUUCCAGGUUGGGCAUCAGUUGAUACUGUGCAGAAUAUAAGAGCUGCAGACUGUGAGGUUCAAUGCAGGCGUUCGGGAAGUGAGACACUUCCAAAAGGUAUCGUUUCCAUGACAUCUGACUUGGAGAUGCGACCAUUAUGGGGUCCCAGUAAUAAGAAGAACCCCAAAUCUUCAAGGAACUUAUUGGCCAUGUCGGUUGGAUUAAAGCAAAAAGAAAGUGUUAACAAAAUUGUCAAGAAGUUUUUGUUAAGUGAUUUUUCUGUGAUGCUUUUCCAUUAUGAUGGAAAUGUGGAUGAUUGGAAAGAACUGGAAUGGAGUAAUCUGGCUAUACAUGUAUCUGCCCUUAGUCAAACAAAGUGGUGGUUUGCAAAGCGUUUCUUGCAUCCGGAUAUUGUAUCAGAAUAUGCCUAUAUCUUCCUGUGGGAUGAAGACCUUGGAGUUGACAAUUUUCAUGCUGGAAGAUAUCUAUCAAUAAUAAAAGAAGAAGGGCUUGAGAUCUCACAGCCAGCACUUGAUCCUAAAAAUUCAGAGGUUCACUAUCACCUUACGGCCAGACUCAAUGGAUCGAGAGUACACAGGAGGAUUCACUAUGUUAUUGGUGGAAAGAGGUGUGAUGAAAACAGCACAAGUCAUCCUUGCACAGGAUUUGUAGAAAUGAUGGCUCCUGUUUUCUCAAGAGCGUCAUGGCGCUGUGCCUGGCAUAUGAUUCAGACUGACCUGGUUCAAGGAUGGGGCUUGGACUUUCAGCUUGGUUACUGUGCACAGGGUGACAGCACCAAAAAGAUUGGGAUUGUUGAUUCUGAAUAUGUUGUUCACUAUGGGCUUCCUACACUUGGAGGUUCAGCAACAAAAAAGGAAGAAGCUGAAAGUACUGAGCAGAAUGCUACAACUACAGACUUGCAUGGUUCAAAACAAUUAGCACCAUCACCCCAUCAGCUCACUGAGAGAGAGGCGGUUAAAAAGUGGUCCUACAAAGAGUUGGAGAUUUUCAAAAAUAGAUGGAAAAAGGCUGUGAAUGAAGAUCAUUGUUGGAUAAAACGAUACCAGGAACAAUCAACAAAGCCGAAGAAACGGUAACACCUCUAUUAUGCAAUCUAGUCUCCGUCUCCAUCUGGAAAGAAAUUGCGUUUGACAAUGAUGCUUAGACCUGGUAAUACGAUGGAUAUUGCUAUAGAGUUAUGUUUACAGUCUUA